Molecule: messenger RNA, 366 nt
Organism: Aureobasidium uvarum
Lineage: Eukaryota; Fungi; Ascomycota; Dothideomycetes; Dothideales; Saccotheciaceae
Source: the annotation of a GenBank genome assembly
AUGGGUUUCCUGAAAGCGCUAGAUAGGCCGUACAUUAAUCCUUUCUACCACUCGCAAGAGGACGAAGAGCCCGAUGACGUCGUCAAGGAAGAAAAUGGAUUGACCUCAUCCGACAGUCCAAGUGAGCAGUCUCCAGAUUAUCAGGAAAGAUACCCUUACCAGGAAAGAUAUGGUCCGAGUAAACAUGCCGCCUCUGAAACUGGCGCUGGACCCGGCGCUGCAUACGAUGGUGAAAAAGUCGACCCAGACUAUCAGAUUGGAGUGCAGAAAGCUGAGGGUGUCACUCUUGCUUGGAACAAGCGAGCACUCUGGUUGACUUACAUUUGGUAUACAACAUCAUUACACGGCAUAACGAUAGUCCACUAA